AUGAUAGUAGCAAAAAAAACUGCAAUUGAAUUUCACAUUAAAAAAAUUUAUCUUGCCAAUAUUAGACCAGAAGUUCUUAAUAAAAUCUAUAAAUUUCCUUUUCCCCUUCAAAGAGUUGUUGCAGAAGAAGUAUAUACCAUUGCAAAAAAACUAGAAGAAGGAAAGUGCUUACCAAACCUUGGUGGCUUGAAGAUAUAUCAAACAUGUGGUAUUGUGGAAAUACCUGUUGUUCAGACACCUGCAGCUAAUAAAGUAGCCAAAAAAAGUCAAUCAAAAAUGAAUGAAUUAUUUGAAAGAACUAGAGACUACUACUAUAAAUUGGUAGAAAAGUGUAGAUAA
Molecule: messenger RNA, 339 nt
Organism: Dentiscutata erythropus
Lineage: Eukaryota; Fungi; Glomeromycota; Glomeromycetes; Diversisporales; Gigasporaceae
Source: the annotation of a GenBank genome assembly